Lepus europaeus (European hare) is the source of this 1485-nucleotide messenger RNA. RefSeq names its product vomeronasal type-1 receptor 90-like. Gene Ontology annotation, molecular function: pheromone receptor activity. Bases 1 to 1485 code for a protein of 494 amino acids. Gene Ontology annotation, biological process: G protein-coupled receptor signaling pathway. Lineage: Eukaryota; Metazoa; Chordata; Mammalia; Lagomorpha; Leporidae. The record is from RefSeq and is a predicted model, not a curated record. The transcript is spliced from 6 exons. Gene Ontology annotation, cellular component: membrane.
AUGGGUAAAAACAAUAUACUUUUAAGUUUUAUUGCUGUAAGAAAUGGCUUUUACUUUGAAGUCUGCAUUGGGAUCACAGCCAAUGCCUUCCUUCUUCUCUUCCACGUCCUCUGGUUCUUUCUCAAGCACAGGCCCAGGCCCACCGACCUGACAACUGGGCACUUGACCCUCAUCCACCUGGAGAUGCUGACCACCAUCGGGUUCAUAGCUGCAGAUAUUUUUGAGGCUCGGGAAUUAUGGGACGACAUCACAUGUAAAGCUGCCAUCUACUCAUACCAGGUGAUGCGGGGCCUCUCCCUGGGCACCACCUGCCUGCUGAGUGUCCUCCAGGCCAUUACCCUCAGCCCCAGGAGCUCGUGUUUGGCAAAGUUCAAGCGCACAGCCUCACAUCACAACAUGUGUGGGUUUCUCUUCCUAUGGGUCUUCAAUUUGUCCAUCAGUGCUCAUCUCUUAAUCUCUACUGUUGCCACCAAAAAUCAGACAUCCAACAGUCUUAUGUUUGUCACUAAAUCUUGUUCUCUUUGGACCCUGAGCCAUGUACUGAGGCACACAUUUCACAUCUUGGGGAUCGUCAGGGAUGUCUCCCUUGUAGGGCUCAUGGCCCUCUCAAGUGGGUACAUGGUGACUCUCCUGUGCAGGCACAAGAGGCAGUCCCAGCACCUUCACAGCACCAGCCUUUCUGCAAGAGCCUCCCCAGAGCACAGGGCCACCCGCACCAUCCUGCUGCUCAUGAGCAUCUUUGUUCUCCUAUACUUGUUGGACUGCAUGGUAUCUUCCUUUUCAGGAAUCUGGUGGAAAAAUGACCCGGGUCGCCUGUGUGUCCAGAUGUUGCUGGGCAAUGGCUAUGCUACAAUUUGUCCCUUCGUAUUAAUAAGUAGUGAAAGACGGAGGAUCAAGCUUUUCAAAUCCAUGUGGGAGAAGGAGGGUGUUCCCUGUAAAACCGAGAGAAGAACAGAAACUACCCGUUCUUCACAGGGGAAACGGAAGACUAAACAAGGUAUGUACCUUACACCCUACACAAAAAUCAACUCAGAGUGGAUCAAGCAUCUAAACCAACGACCCAAAAUCAUCAAAUUGCUAAAGGAAAACACAGGAGAAAUGCUUCACGAUGUCCGUAGCCAUGAUAAAUAUUUCAGGCACCACAAUGACAAUCCACAAAGAGAUGAGCUCAGGACGACCUUCCUUAAAAGCCUGCAGUUCCUCUCAGGUGCAUGGAUCCUCCCAGCUGUCGUCCUGGGGAGCUUUGUGGCAGCCUCAGAAGAGACAGGGCUGCAACAGUCCUCCACAGCUCAGGAGAGUUCUCUCUGCAACACGAUGGGGAAAUCUCAGGAUAUUCUCAGUGUGCAGUCAGCACAGUGUGGAAGCAGCUGUGUCCUGCGGGAGCUGAGCAGUGGGAUGCAGUAUCCAACCACAACUGGCAGGUGUGCAGCAGAAACAGAGCGGCUACCUGGAGAGGGUGAGAGGGGCUGCAGUAACCCGGGGUAA